Messenger RNA from Angiostrongylus costaricensis, 1224 nucleotides. The record is from the annotation of a GenBank genome assembly. NCBI's taxonomy places the organism in Eukaryota, Metazoa, Nematoda, Chromadorea, Rhabditida, Metastrongylidae.
AUGAAAGCUACGGAUCCGCUCAUGCAGUCGUGGCACAGCCAAGCGAGCGGCCACCAUGCCACUAAGGCCAUAUUGAAUUUUCUCAGGCCAUCACGAUCGCGAUCCAGCACUAACAAUGAGCUGGUUGCGGUGUCAAGGCCAGUCCCUUCGUGUCCAAACUCCAGCACCGUAGGCGACUUCUCGCAUCUACGGAAGCGUCGACCGAGAAGCGCUCAUUAUGAUCCGAACACCAUCACGCUGCCCGAAAAACAGGAUUAUCCUGAACAAAACGUAAACGAGACAUAUGAACGACUUGAGAAACUUGGUGAAGGAAGUUACGCCACUGUCUACAAAUGCAGGUCAAAAAUUGAUGGCUCUACAGUAGCUCUCAAGGAAAUUAAAUUGCAAUUUCAAGAAGGUCUACCGUUCACGGCAAUCCGGGAAGCAUCCCUUUUGCGCGCUCUACGUCAUGCCAAUAUCGUUUGUCUACAUGAUAUUUUUCAUCAGCAUAAUCAGUUAACAUUUGUAUUCGAAUAUAUGAAAAUGGAUCUCAGCAAGUAUCUUGAGCGUCAUCCGACGGGUGUAGACGCUUUUAAAAUCAAACUACUUCUAUUUCAACUGCUUAGAGGACUUGAUUUUUGUCAUAAGAAGAAGAUAUUGCACAGGGAUCUCAAACCCCAAAAUCUGCUGCUCGAUGACAUGGGCGUUCUUAAGUUGGCCGACUUUGGAUUGGCCAGAGCGAAAUCCGUUCCAAGCAGGACCUAUUCACAUGAGGUCGUCACACUCUGGUACCGGCCACCAGACGUACUGCUCGGCAGCACUGAAUAUUCAACAUCGUUAGAUAUGUGGGGAGUUGGAUGUAUAUUUGCUGAAAUCUGUACAGGAAAAGCGCUUUUUCCCGGUACAAAAGAUGUUGAUGAUCAGCUCGAUAAGAUUUUCAGUGUUCGAGGUCUUCCGAAUGAAGCCCAUUGGCCGCAGGUUAAGCAUCUUCCUCAUUAUGCGCCUCAGAAUUUCCCACCGUAUAAAGAGGUCCCGUUCAAGCAAGUGAAUAUGCUUUUCGCCAAACUUCAAAAGUCUGGCAACGAUCUACUUGCCAUGUUUCUGCAGUUAAAGCCCGAAGAUCGCAUAUCAGCCAGCUGCGCUAUGCUUCAUCAAUACUUUGCGGGUCUUCCUCGAAAUAUCCAUAUUUUACCUCCAAUCGCUUCAAUUUUCUCACUGCCUGAACUUCGGCUAGGAAAGCGAUGA